This is a messenger RNA of Meira miltonrushii, 1897 nucleotides long. Its product is annotated as FAD/NAD(P)-binding domain-containing protein. Lineage: Eukaryota; Fungi; Basidiomycota; Exobasidiomycetes; Exobasidiales; Brachybasidiaceae. The record is from RefSeq and is a predicted model, not a curated record. Bases 149 to 1765 code for a protein of 538 amino acids. Gene Ontology annotation, molecular function: oxidoreductase activity. The transcript has a single exon.
CUUCUCCUCAAAAAAGUGAAACACAAAAAAGUGAACUUUCAGUGCAUACAUUUCAAGAUUACGAAGAACUUCAUGAUGAAUAAAAGGGAAUCUCUAACUUGAUCACAAACCUUCAUCUUCAUUAGCAUUCCUCUUUAUUCUUGCAAAGAUGCCAGUCGCUUCAACUUCUUCCACAAACCAAAAGCAUAGCCAUGUUGAUAUUCUCAUCUUGGGUGCUGGUCCAACUGGAUUAGGAGCAGCACGCAAAUUAACCAAACAAAACAAUCAAAAUUGGUUAAUGAUCGAUGCUGCCGAUCGUGCAGGUGGAAUGGCAGUAACAGAACGUGAUGAAAAAGGAUUUUUAUGGGAUAUGGGUGGACAUGUGAUUCAUUCCCAUUUUGAUGCAUUUAAUGAUGCAAUCAACAGCCAUAACGAUUGGGUUUACCCACAAAGAGGUGGUUGGGUUCGUGUGGAAAACGCAUGGUGUCCAACUCCAAUUCAAAGACAUCUGGGUAACCUCAAGAAAGGUGAACAAAUUUGCCAAGAAAUCAAUGAAAUUCAAUCAAAAGGCGUUUCAAUGGCCGAUCAAGAAGCUAAAAAUCUUGGUGAAUACUUCAGUAGCACUUUUGGACCUACCCUUAACGAUAUCUUCUUCACACCUUUCAAUUCAAAACAAUGGGCUUGGCCUUUGGAUAAACUGAAUCAUACCUGGACAAGUUUGCGGGCCGGAAGUAAGGCUGCCAAUGUUCCAAAGCCUAAAUCUGUCGUUACUUCCUCCGAUCAACCAGAUGAUAUUAGCAACUUCCCAUACCCCAGACUUGGAACGGGAGAUCUAUGGCAAUCUGUCGCCCGCGCUUUGCCAGCUGAUAAACAACGCUACAAUACAUACGUCACUUCAAUUGACUUGGAUGAGCACACUGUUACGCUGGAUAACGGAGAAACGGUUUCUUACGGACACUGCAUCUCCUCCCUUCCUUUGAGCGUUUCGAUUGAAUUGGUAAAUGCAGCAAAACCGAAUGCCGCAAUCCCGAUCAGCUUGAAGCCUUUGUUGAAGCAUUCCUCAACCACAGUUGUCGGUCUUGGAUUCGAUGGUCCUCUACCGAAAGAAUUAGAGGGAAAGACCUGGGUUUUCGGAGCAGAUGCAGAUGUUUCAUUCCACAGAUGUACAAUCUUGACAAACUUUUCGCCUUCUUUAUCCGAAGGUGAAAAUGGUUCAGGCUCACGUUGGAGCGUGAUGUUUGAAACUGCAUCAUCUGAGCAUCGUCAAAUUGAUAUCAGACCGGACGUUCUGGCAAAGAAGCAUUUGGCCGAAUUGCGUCGUUGGGGAGCAGUCAAGGAAGAUCAAGAACCAAUUUCGACGUGGAGUAGACAUUUACAGCUAGGAUAUCCAAUUCCAUUCCUAGAACGUGAUGAAGUAUUAUUAUCUGAUGAUAACAGUUCUGGAAUCAUUCAAAGGUUCGAGAAGUUUGGAUUCGUUCAGCGUGGUAGAUUUGGUGGAUGGCGAUAUGAGUCCUCCAAUCAAGAUUAUGCAUUCGUACAAGGGUAUGAAGCAGUUGAUCUUAUUCAAACUGGUGCACAAGAAUCAAUUUAUUGGCCCGGAAGAGCAGAUAAGGUUACCCUUCCCGCUGCACCUAAAUCUAAGUCUAUCCAAUCACCCACCACUCCGUCUGAAGUCGCCUCUGCUGCUGGAACGCAAUGUCUGCUUCCAAAUGCAAACGAGACAAACGGACAUGGUAACCAAGAACACUAUAAACAAAACGGCGGAUCAUUGGUUCAUGCUCAAUAAACGCUUUGCCAUAGGACACUCUCUCAUUAUAUACCUCUUCUUUUCUUCGCUUUUUCAUCUCUUUGGGUUUGUGAGUUAUAUUUAUUGAUUAUAGAUCCUUGAUUGCAAUAUUUGAUUUCAUUUUUACCGUUU